Talpa occidentalis (Iberian mole) is the source of this 1687-nucleotide messenger RNA. Its product is annotated as patched domain-containing protein 4. The record is from RefSeq and is a predicted model, not a curated record. The coding region runs from base 69 to 1601 and encodes 510 amino acids. The transcript has a single exon. Lineage: Eukaryota; Metazoa; Chordata; Mammalia; Eulipotyphla; Talpidae. Gene Ontology annotation, cellular component: membrane.
CUGGAUGGCGGAGGACCAGAGAGAAUUUGCCCUUCAAAGACAGGGUCGCAGAUGCCUACUCUGAUGUGAUGGUCACCUACACCAUGACUAGCUCCCUUUACUUCAUUACCUUUGGCAUGGGCGCCAGCCCUUUCACAAAUAUAGAGGCUGUGAAGGUCUUCUGUCAGAACAUGUGUGUGUCCAUUCUGUUGAACUACUUCUACAUUUUCUCCUUCUUCGGCUCCUGUCUAGUCUUCGCUGGCCAACUAGAGCAAAAUCGAUACCAUAGCAUCUUCUGCUGUAAGAUCCCUUCUGCAGAAUACCUGGACCGCAAACCUGUGUGGUUCCAGACGGUGAUGAGUGAUGGGCAUCAACAGACAUCCCAUCAUGAGACCAACCCCUACCAGCACCACUUCAUUCAGCACUUCCUCCGUGAACAUUACAAUGAGUGGAUUACCAAUAUCUACGUGAAGCCAUUUGUUGUCAUACUCUAUCUCAUUUACGCCUCCUUCUCCUUCAUGGGGUGCUUGCAGAUCAGUGACAGAGCCAACAUCAUCAACCUACUAGCCAGUGAUUCCCCAAGCGUUUCCUAUGCCACAGUUCAGCAGAAAUAUUUCAGCAACUAUAGCCCGGUGAUAGGAUUCUACGUCUACGAGCCCCUUGAGUACUGGAAUAGCAGUGUCCAGGAGGACCUCCGGAAACUCUGCAGUGGGUUUACUGCAGUGUCCUGGGUGGAGCAAUAUUACCAGUUCCUGAAAGUUAGCAACAUCAGUGCCAAUAACAAGAGUGACUUUAUCAGUGUCCUGCAGAGCUCCUUUUUAAAAAAGCCAGAAUUCCAGCAUUUUCGAAAUGAUAUCAUCUUCUCCAAGGCAGGGGAUGAAAACAACAUCAUUGCAUCCCGACUGUAUCUAGUGGCCAGGACUACCAGAGACAAGCAGAAGGAAGUCAUAGAAGUGUUGGAAAAGUUGAGACCCCUGUCCCUCUCAAAGAGCAUUCGUUUCAUCGUGUUCAACCCCUCCUUUGUGUUCAUGGACCAUUAUGGCUUGUCUGUCACAGUGCCUGUUCUGAUUGCAGGUUUUGGUGUUCUCCUGGUGUUAAUCCUGACAUUUUUCCUGGUGAUCCACCCUCUGGGAAACUUCUGGCUAAUUCUUAGUGUCACCUCAAUUGAGCUGGGCGUUCUGGGCCUAAUGACUUUAUGGAACGUCGACAUGGAUUGCAUUUCUAUCUUGUGCCUUAUCUACACUUUAAAUUUCGCCAUUGACCACUGUGCACCACUGCUUUACACAUUUGUAUUAGCAACUGAGCACACCCGAACACAAUGUAUAAAAAGCUCCCUGCAAGAGCAUGGGACAGCCAUUUUGCAAAAUGUUACUUCUUUUCUUAUUGGGUUGGUCCCCCUCCUAUUUGUGCCUUCGAACCUGACCUUCACACUGUUCAAAUGCUUGCUGCUCACCGGGGGUUGCACACUUCUGCACUGUUUUGUUAUUUUACCUGUGUUCCUAACCUUUUUCCCCCCUUCCAAAAAGCACCACAAGAAAAAGAAACGCGCCAAACGAAAGGAAAGAGAGGAGAUUGAAUGCAUAGAAAUUCAAGAGAACCCUGAUCACGUCACCACAGUCUGAAGGGUGUAGACUAAUGGAUUGUUUUUCUUUUCCAGUAUUGCACAACGAUGCAGGGCAAGUAAAGCUCAGACCUCAGCUGCUUGGGC